Molecule: messenger RNA, 394 nt
Organism: Parasteatoda tepidariorum (common house spider)
Lineage: Eukaryota; Metazoa; Arthropoda; Arachnida; Araneae; Theridiidae
Source: RefSeq, a predicted model, not a curated record
AUUUGAAGAUAUUCUGACGAAGGAAAUACCACCCUGGAUCAUAACCCCAUUUGAUGAAACGGAAGAGGCGAAUGUGGUAUUACAAGAGGAGCUACUUGAGCUCAGCACCAACGAAGAACUGAAGGUGAAAUUUAAAAACGGCUAUCAAACAUUUUGGCUGCAGGCAGAAGUCCCCGAAAAAUAUCCUGGGCUGUGGGAAAUUGCGAGAAAAUCCUUGAUAGCGUUUCCCUCGUCAUAUCUUGUCGAAAGAAGUUUUAGUGCCGUUAAAAAACUUGUUAACAAAAAAAGACUUUUGAGAUUACUUCUUACAAAACUGAAGUCAAAUAUUGAAUAUUUGCUGUCAAUUCAUCAAGUACAUAGUCUCAUUAAAGGUAUGACUAUUUUUGAUUGUUGA